Messenger RNA from Aureobasidium namibiae CBS 147.97, 3348 nucleotides. RefSeq names its product 26S proteasome regulatory complex, non-ATPase subcomplex, Rpn2/Psmd1 subunit. Gene Ontology annotation, molecular function: enzyme regulator activity. The transcript has 3 exons. The coding region runs from base 1 to 3348 and encodes 1115 amino acids. NCBI's taxonomy places the organism in Eukaryota, Fungi, Ascomycota, Dothideomycetes, Dothideales, Saccotheciaceae. Gene Ontology annotation, biological process: regulation of protein catabolic process; proteasome-mediated ubiquitin-dependent protein catabolic process. The record is from RefSeq and is a predicted model, not a curated record. Gene Ontology annotation, cellular component: proteasome storage granule; proteasome complex; nucleus.
AUGGUCGGCGCUCCUUCUGCUGCCGCCAGUUUGGUCGGCUUUCUUUCCGAGCCCGACACAGCGCUGCAGGUCUUCGCUCUGGAAGAGUUGAACAAUGACAUGGACAACAUCUGGACUGAGGUCUCGGGCUCUAUCGGCCAAAUUGAGACUCUCUACGAAGACGAAUCAUUCCCCAACCGCGAACUGGCAGCACUCGUCGCGGCCAAGGUCUACUACCAGCUCCAGGAGUAUAACGAGUCCAUGGUCUUCGCUCUCGGCGCUGGCAAGCUCUUCCGCCUUGAUCACCAGGGCGAAUUCGAAGAGACCAUUGUUGCCAAGUGCAUCGACACGUAUGUCGCUCUCUCGGCGCUUCAGAACCCUCCCGCUCCCUCGAGUUCUGUACCUUCAGCUUCUCUCACCGAAUCGUCAGUCGCCAACGGUAGUGCCAACGCCACAACUCCUUUCUCGCAAUCCUCCGCCCCGCCAAAGUCCCUUCUAUCUCGCGAAGCCGAUGGCGUCCAAGUCGAUGGAGCCGUUACCGGAGACUCUGGCUCACACCCUUCGCCCAACUCGCUUUCGCCCGCCACACAAAAGAGCCUUCACGGUGUCAUCCAGCGCAUUUUUGAGUCGUGUUAUCAGUCAGGCGCAUACCGCCAUGUCGUAGGCAUUGCCAUCGAGGCACGUAACCGCCAAGUCUUGAAGGAUGCCAUUCUGCGCUGUGGCAAGGACAAGCAAAGCACCGACGAGCUGAUGGAGUACGUGCUCAACAUCUGCAUGAAUGUGGUACAAGAGCGUGGAUUGAGAGACGAGAUCCUGCAGCUCAUUCUCGAGCUACUCAACGACAUUCCCGACCCCGACUACUUCGCCAUUGCACGAUGCGUUGUACAUCUUGGCCAGUACUCGAUGGCCAGCAACAUGCUGCGCCAGCUGGUCCAAAAGGCCGACGCAAAGUCGCUUGCCAUCGCCUACCAGUUGUCCUUCGACCUGUACGAGAACGGCACCCAGGAGUUCCUCAUCCGUGUCAUGGAGGAGUUGCCCUCGAGCGACGACAAGUCGCCCGAGCCGACAUCCGAAGGUGCGGACGAUGCUGACGAAUCUACCCAGCUUUUGUCUGAGUUGCGCAGAAGCACAGGACCUUCCGGUGCAAAGGCUAGCACGAAAGAGGAGAAGAAGGCUUUCAACUCAAUACGCGACAUCCUACGUGGCACCACCAGUAUUGAGCUGAACCUUGAAUUCCUCUUCCGCAACAGUCACACAGACAAGCACAUUCUCAACAAGGUCCGCGACAGCCUCGAGGCCCGUAACUCCAUCUUCCACACUGCAGUCACCUUCUCCAAUGCUUUCAUGAACUCUGGUACCACUGUCGACACUUUCUUCCGCGACAACCUUGAGUGGUUGGGCAAGGCUGUCAACUGGUCAAAGUUCACUGCCACCGCCGCUCUUGGUGUCAUUCACAGAGGAAACUUGGCGAACGGCCGCAAGCUUCUUGAGCCAUAUCUCCCUAAGCGCAACGCUGUUCCCGGCUCCGGCUCGCCCUACAGCCAGGGUGGUUCGCUUUACGCCCUUGGUCUUAUAUAUUCUAACCACGGCACCAACGUGCUUGACUACCUUCUCGAGCAGUUCAAGGACACUCAGGAAGAGGUCGUUCAACAUGGUGGCGCUCUUGGUCUAGGUGUUGCUGGUAUGGCCACUGGCUCUGAAGACAUCUACGAAGCUCUCAAGGGUGUUCUCUACAGCGAUUCGGCCAUUAAUGGUGAAGCCGUCGGUCUGGCCAUGGGUCUUGUCAUGCUCGGCACUGGCAACACUAGAGCUCUUGAAGACAUGAUCACAUACGCCCACGAUACACAGCACGAGAAGAUUGUACGAGGUCUUGCCAUGGGUAUGGCUUUGAUCAUGUACAACCGCCAAGAAGGUGCCGACGAACUCAUCAAUGGUCUACUCGACGACGCGGACCCGGCUUUGAGAUACGGUGGUAUCUUCACUGUCGCUUUGGCCUACUGCGGUACCAGCAGCAACAAGGCCGUCAGAAAGCUGCUCCAUGUUGCUGUCAGCGAUGUCAGUGAUGAUGUCCGCCGUGCCGCAGUCAUGUCGUUGGGCUUUGUUCUCUUCCGCAAGCCUGGUGCUGUUCCUCGCAUGGUCGAACUUCUCUCCGAGUCAUACAACCCUCACGUCAGAUAUGGUGCCACCAUGGCCCUUGGUAUCGCCUGUGCUGGAACUGGUUUGGAUGAGGCUAUCGAUCUUCUUGAGCCCAUGAUGAAGGACUCUGUCGACUUUGUCCGUCAAGGUGCUCUCAUCUCAUUGUCAAUGAUUAUGGUCCAGCAGAACGAGGCUAUGAACCCCAAGGUUGGUACCAUUCGCAAGACUCUGCAGAAGAUCAUCAGUGAUAGACACGAAGACGCCAUGUGCAAGUUCGGUUGCGCUCUGGCUCUUGGUAUCAUUGAUGCUGGUGGCCGCAACUGCACCAUUGGCCUGCAAACUCCUACCGGCAACCUCAACAUGUCCGCAAUUGUCGGUAUGGCCGUCUUCACCCAGUACUGGUACUGGUUUCCUCUUACUCACUUCCUCACUCUCUCCUUCACACCUACCGCCAUCAUCGGUGUCGACUCAGACCUCGAGAUCCCCUCAUUCAAGUUCCACAGCAACACUCGUCCCAGCGUAUUCGACUAUCCGCCCGAGGCUGAGGUCAAGGCCGAAGAGGCUCCCGAGAAGGUCAAGGCCGCCGUCUUGUCAACAACAGCACAUGCCAAGCGCAGAGAACAGGCAAAGAAGAGACAGGCUAGACGUGAGAGCAUGGAUAUUGACAUGACACCGACAACUCCCAAGGUCGAAUCCGGCGACAAGAUGGAUAUGGAUGAUAACGUCAUUGAUACAGCCAAGCUUGCCGAGGAGAAGGGCGAGGCCGCUCCCGCAGAAAGCCUCAAGAAGAAGGUUGAGCGUGAGAAGGUCGGCUACGACCUCGAGAACAUGAGCCGUGUCCUUCCUGCGCAGAUCAAGUACAUCUCGUUCUCGCAAGAUGGUCGCUACCAGCCAGUAAAGAAGCCUACUGGUGGUGUCAUCCUUCUGCACGACACACAAUCAUCUGACGACAAGUCUCUGCUCGAGCUCAAGGCUAAGAAGAAGACCAACAACGCCGCUGCAGCACCUGUGGUCGGUGGGUCAUCACAACAGCAGGAGACACCAUUUACACCUGCCCGCCAGACGGGCGAUGACGCUCUUGCCGCACUGGGCUUUGGUGCCGCAUCAGGAGUUGGUGCAGCUGCCGCAGCUGGUGUACUCAAUGCAGUUGAUGAGGACGUGGAAGGAGGCGAGGAGGCAGAAGUUCCUGAAGAGUUUGAGAUUGAGGAUGAGGACAUGGUUGAUGACGAAUAA